Molecule: messenger RNA, 1101 nt
Organism: Trichomonas vaginalis G3
Lineage: Eukaryota; Parabasalia; Trichomonadida; Trichomonadidae
Product: phosphoprotein phosphatase protein
Exons: 1
Coding region: 1-1101 (366 amino acids)
Cellular component (GO): nucleus; cytoplasm
Molecular function (GO): protein serine/threonine phosphatase activity
Source: RefSeq, a predicted model, not a curated record
AUGAAAAGUGUUGAUUUAAUUUACAGUUCCUUUAAGCAACUCUUUGGAGUUGAAGUAUCAGAAAUGACUACAGUUGGUGACACUAUUCCGAUUCCUAAAUUUCAAGAAUCAACACUCAAAGAUUUAAUAAAUGAAGCGCUUAAGACUUACUCUAAGCCUACACCCGUUGUUAAUAUAAAUGACAAUGUUGUAAUAGUUGGCGAUUUACAUGGAAAUUUACAUGACCUGCUUCGCAUUAUUAAAAAAUGUGGACAACCAAAUACUCAAAAGUAUGUUUUUCUAGGUGAUUAUGUUGAUAGAGGUCAAUAUUCUUUAGAAGUGAUAGUACUUCUUCUUACAUUUCGAGUACUUUAUCCAAAUUCAGUGACAUUAUUAAGAGGAAAUCACGAAGUUGCAGAAAUCAACGUUAAAUAUGGCUUUCACUUAAAUGUUGCUUCAAUGUAUGGUCAAUCUAUUCUUUGGGAUCUUUUCAAUGAUGUUUUCGCCCUUUUUCCAUUUGUUGCCAUUGUUCAGAAAGACAUUUUCUGUGUUCAUGGUGGCAUUUCUCAACAUGCUAAAUUUUUAAUCGAUAUUAAGUCCAUACAAGUCCCUACUCUUGAAUCCUGUGAUAUAGUGAAUGACCUACUAUGGUCAGAUCCUGUAGAUUCCGAAGAAAAAUUUGCACCAAAUAAUAGAGGAUUAAGAUGUCAAUUUAAUGCAGAAGCAACUAAAGAGUUUCUACAAUUAAACAAUUUUAGUUGCAUUAUUCGAGGGCAUCAAUGCGUUUUUAACGGUAUAGAGUGCAAACACGGAGAUGAUGUAAUUACGGUUUUUAGCUCCUCAAACUAUUCAGAUUACAAGAAUAAAUGCGGAUAUCUAAUAUUGAACGACAAGAUCUGCUAUGAAGCAUUCUAUCCAGCCGAUUUUGUAAAAAGACAAGAUGCUGUUUUCUUCGAUGUCAUUCCUUGCGGAACUUUUGAUAUCAGAAGAAAUUCAAUAUCCAACAUUUCCGUAAAUUCUUGGAGAUUCCCGAAAAUACGAUCUGGACACUCCGUUAUAAAAGAGAAAACAAGACCAAUACAUGUAACACCUACAAUUCCUAUACUUCAGAAUACGAUAUAG